Salvia splendens (bonfire salvia) is the source of this 951-nucleotide messenger RNA. RefSeq names its product protein FAR1-RELATED SEQUENCE 5-like. The transcript has 3 exons. The record is from RefSeq and is a predicted model, not a curated record. The coding region runs from base 1 to 951 and encodes 316 amino acids. NCBI's taxonomy places the organism in Eukaryota, Viridiplantae, Streptophyta, Magnoliopsida, Lamiales, Lamiaceae.
AUGGAAGAAGUGGUUGUUGUACCUGAAUGUUCCGCCGCGAUGAAGCCUGUUGUAGGUCAGAAAUUCCAAUCAUUGGAUUUUGCUUUUGCUUUCUACGACAUAUAUGCCCGUGCAGUUGGCUUCGAUACGCGCAAACAAGCUAUGAGGAAGGUUGAUGAUGUCACGACCUGGUAUCAAGUUGUAUGCAACAGGGAAGGAAGGAAAAAGGGUGGUGAGGAUGACCAGCUGAAUGCUCGUUCUGGUUUCACUAUCAAGCGUAGGAAGUUAUCUAAGCGGUGUGGUUGCACAGCUAGUAUAUCCUUCAGGUUUUUCUCGGAAGAUGGCUCGUCGGGAUACAUAAUUCACGAGUUCAAUGAGAUUCAUAACCAUCACAUGGUUGAGACGGAACAUCAGCAAUUCAUGUCUAGUAAUCGCAAGUUGGAUGAUGUUCAUCAUAAAUUUAUCCUCGACUGUUCAAGGGCGAAUAUAGGACCCACGCUUACAUUUAAGGUAUUGAAGGAGAUUCUUGGUGGGUUCGAACUGACUGGUUGCACGGUUGGGGAUAUCAGGAAUGCCUCACGGGACAUCAAAGAAUAUGCACAAGGAUAUGAUGUACAAAUGGUGUUGGAUGACAUGGCGAGGAAGAAGGAGAUUUCCGAGGCUUACACCUAUCACUACGAAGUUAACGAAUCUGACCAGUUGGUUGCUUUGUUUUGGUGCGACGGUGUAAUGAAGAGAAAUUACCACAUGUUUGGUGAUACUGUGUCCUUCGACUCCACGUACUGUAUGAUCUUCACUCCUUUCACUGGAAAGGAUAAUCAUGGUAGUCCUGUGACAUUUGCAGCAGGGGCUGGUUUGCAGCGAGAAAACAGGGGCUUUUGCUUGGCUGUUCAGACAUUUUGUAGAUUGUAUGGGUGUAGCACCCAGGAUGAUUGUGACCUAUCAAGAUUUGGGUAUGCGAUCAGCGAUUGA